AUGAAGGAAGAAGAAGCAAUGGGAGAAUUUAUCGAGAAUAUCUUAAAGCUAAUUAACAUAAAGGAGGCAUCUUCAGGUCGUUACACGUUCUCUGAUGAGCCUGAAAUUGCGAUUGAGGCUCUCGUCUCCUAUCUCUAUACUAGGGACUAUGAUACGAAGGUUGACAGUGACAAGAUGCAAACAGCAGAGUCACUUUCGGACUUCAAACUUUAUGCCCAUAUGUUUGCAAUUGCCGAAAAGUAUAAAGUUCAAGGGCUAGCAGACCUCUCUGCUAAGAAUUAUCAAGCAUGUCUUGAUUUGAUUACCGAUUGCCCUGAAUUCAUUCGUUUCAAGAUUCUAUACCAGAUGUCCAUGAUCUAA
Molecule: messenger RNA, 360 nt
Organism: Penicillium cosmopolitanum
Lineage: Eukaryota; Fungi; Ascomycota; Eurotiomycetes; Eurotiales; Aspergillaceae
Exons: 1
Coding region: 1-360 (119 amino acids)
Source: RefSeq, a predicted model, not a curated record